Molecule: messenger RNA, 1371 nt
Organism: Racocetra persica
Lineage: Eukaryota; Fungi; Glomeromycota; Glomeromycetes; Diversisporales; Gigasporaceae
Source: the annotation of a GenBank genome assembly
AUGUCUCGAUUUGUACGAACUUCAAAAUUCAGACACGUUUUUGGUACAGCAGCAAAGUAUGAAAACUGCUUUGAUAAUGUCAAAGUUUCGGCGAAUGCAUGGGAUACCAACCUUGUUAAAGUUAAUCCUCUUUUUGUUGCCAUCAAUUGGAACGCCGGUGGAGGUGGUGCUUUCGCUGUGAUACCACAUAAGAAUGUUGGUAAAAUAAGUGAUGGUAUACCGCUAUAUCGUGGACACACAGCUCCAGUAUUGGAUACGGAUUUUGCGACCUUUAAUGAUUAUGUUAUUGCGUCCGGUUCCGAAGAUUCUAAGGUGAUGAUUUGGAAUAUUCCAGAGGAACUUGGAGAACCUGAGUCUCCUGAUAUUGCGCCGGUCGCUAAAUUGAAUGGCCACGGACGGAAAGUGGGUCAUGUUUUAUUCCAUCCCGUAGCGGAUAAUGUACUUGCUUCAACGUCAGCUGACCUUACUGUAAAAUUAUGGGAUAUUGAAAAAGGUCAAGAAAAACAAACACUCCAAGGUUUCGUAGAUUUUAUACAAUCCAUAUCUUGGAAUUAUAAUGGUAGUUUAUUGGCUACGACAUGUCGUGAUAAGAAGCUUAGAAUUUUUGACGUUCGCUCUGGAAAUGUUGUUCAAGAGGCCUCCAGUCACCAGGGUAUUAAAGGUUCUAGAGUCGUUUGGCUUGGUGAUACCGAACGAAUGGUGACAACAGGUUUCUCGAAAAUGAGCGACCGUCAAUUGUUUUUGUGGGACUCUUCUAAUCUUGAUAAACCAUUAAAGAGUAUCAUGGUGGACACGUCAUCUGGUGUACUCAUGCCAUUUUAUGACAAUGAUCUUAAGAUACUUGAUGGUAACAUUAGAUAUUACGAAUUUGAAAAUGAUGAUUUAUUUUUCCUAACUGAAUAUAAAUCAUCUGAACCCCAACGUGGAAUGGCAUUAAUGCCAAAGCGUGGUGUCAAUGUAACUGAAUGUGAAAUUGCCAGAGCUUAUAAGGUUUCUAGUAAUACCAUUGAACCAAUUUCUUUUGUUGUGCCAAGAAGGUCUGAUGCAUUCCAAUCAGAUUUAUUCCCUCCAGCAUUGAGCGGUGAACCGGCUCUCUCAGCAGACGAAUUUUUUGAUGGUAAAAAUUCCAAACCUAAAACUAUUAGUUUAGAGCAUGGAUUUCAGGCCAAAGAAAAGAAAGAAUUUGUUUCUUCUGCACCAAAGGAAGAAGAACCUGUCGCGCAAACUCCGAAGACUGAAAAAGAAUACCAAGAUGCAUAUCAUCAACUUCGUCAAGAAAAUGAUGAUCUUCGAAAUCAGUUGGCGCAGCGCGAUGUGACAAUUCGAGCAUUAACGAUUCAAUUAGAACAGCUGAAGACAGGAUCAUCUUAA